Molecule: messenger RNA, 2124 nt
Organism: Penicillium mononematosum
Lineage: Eukaryota; Fungi; Ascomycota; Eurotiomycetes; Eurotiales; Aspergillaceae
Exons: 5
Coding region: 1-2124 (707 amino acids)
Source: RefSeq, a predicted model, not a curated record
AUGCUCGGCGGCAGCAUGCAGAUCCUCCACGCCCUCACCGUGUUCUGCUCACUACCACAGUUUGCAACGCUGGUUUCAGCAGAAAAGAUAAAUCCUUCAGGUGAUCAAGAAUCCAAAGAGGCUGAGACACCACUACCAGCAAACCUUAUCCUACAGCGCAAUGCCGCUAUAGCAUCCCAACUCGCAGCAGGACCAGCCCUCGGCGUGAAGAAAAUGAGCGACGACGAAGGCGAGAAAUUCUUCCUCGACUACUGGAGUUUCGGGGAUGUCUCUUCUUCAGGUAACAUAUCUGAGGGACACCUCUCCGACGACGGAUUUUCCCCAGCGCGCUUUGUGGCCCAAUCAUACCCGUUCGGGCCAUCUUACUCCUUGGGCACAGAUGGGGGCAGUCAAUUCCUUCCACCGGGGAACAGUCACAGUGCAAACAAUCUGCUCGAGAAACGAGACUUCAAGUGUCCGACUGGGACAUUGGCGUGCACAUCCAUCGGUCGAUCCGAUCGCUGCUGUGGGUCCGGGGAGACGUGCGAGAUCGUCGCCGAUACGGGGCACGGCGAUGUGGGCUGCUGUCCUACCUGGAAGACGUGCUCUGGGAAGAUUGGGUCGUGUCAGAGUGGGUAUACGGCUUGCUCACAGGCUCUGGGGGGUGGAUGUUGUAUUCCGGGAUAUGACUGCGUGGAAAGGGGAUGUGCAUACAUCACUGUUAUUACGGUGACUCUUCAUUCGACCGUGAUGUUGUCUACUGUGACCUACUCGACCAAACCGCAGGAUACUACUUCCACUUCGGCUUCCUUCUCUUCCUCGACGACCUCUUCUCUUAGCAGCAAGACCACAACAAACGAUGGCUUGGCGCCGCCGGCACGGCCUACGAACCUGUCAACAGUAACCAGUGCUACCCGCGGCGACGACGUCUGCCCGACUGGUUUCUAUGCUUGCUCUGCUGUCUACCACGGUGGCUGCUGCCGCACCGGACGAGAUUGUGAUACGACUUCAUGCCCGAACAUACCUUCGACAACCGUCGUAUCAGACGGUGUGACUAUUGUAGCGCCCGCCGCGACCACGACGGCAGCGGAGCACACUGGCGGGAACCGGUGCGCCCAGGGCUGGUUUCACUGUGCUGACACCGUGGGCGGAGGAUGCUGUCCUAUGGGAUUCGCAUGUGGUUCCAGCUGUACUGCAAGGGACACCGCGUUUGCGACGACUGUCGCCAAGGAACAAGCGACGGCGAGUAGUGGAGAUGCUCAAGCCGCCAUCAUGUCCGAGACUGCCCAGAAGCCGCUCCCCUUCGUCUACCAGUUCGCCGCCGGUGCGGUGGCUGGUGUUUCAGAGCUUCAGACUGGAGCCCCUGUUCCUGGUGUCGAUCACUACAAUGGCAUGUUCGACUGCUUCCGCAAGAUUGUUAAGAACGAGGGUGCCUCCCGUCUAUACCGUGGUAUCUCCGCGCCCAUCCUGAUGGAGGCACCGAAGCGUGCGACCAAGUUCGCCGCCAACGACAGCUGGGGAAGUUUCUAUCGCAACCUGUUCGGUGUGGACAAGCAGACCCAAAGCCUGGCCACUUUGACUGGAGCCACAGCCGGUGCGACUGAAGCCUUCGUGGUGGUUCCGUUCGAGCUCGUGAAGAUUCGUCUGCAGGAUAAGGCCCAGGCCCACAAGUACAACGGCAUGUUCGACGUGGUGAAGAAGAUCGUGGCCGCAGAGGGCCCGCUCGCAAUGUACAAUGGCCUUGAGUCGACCAUGUGGCGCCACGUCCUGUGGAACGCUGGUUACUUCGGUUGUAUCUUCCAGGUCCGCGCACAGCUGCCUGCCGUGGAGCCCGGCAACAAGAACCAGCAGACCCUCAACGACCUGAUCGCCGGUUCUAUCGGUGGUACCACCGGUACUAUCCUCAACACCCCCAUGGACGUUGUCAAGUCCCGCAUCCAGAACACCACCAAGGUUCCUGGUCAGGUCGCCAAGUACAACUGGGCCUGGCCUGCUCUCGGCACCGUGAUGAAGGAGGAGGGCUUCUCUGCCCUGUACAAGGGUUUCACGCCUAAGGUUCUGCGUCUCGGCCCUGGCGGUGGUAUCCUGCUUGUUGUUUACACUGGUGUCAUGGAUUUCUUCCGCAAGAUGCGCGAUGGAAACUAA